Molecule: messenger RNA, 1269 nt
Organism: Melanotaenia boesemani (Boeseman's rainbowfish)
Lineage: Eukaryota; Metazoa; Chordata; Actinopteri; Atheriniformes; Melanotaeniidae
Product: CD209 antigen-like protein E
Exons: 6
Coding region: 154-852 (232 amino acids)
Source: RefSeq, a predicted model, not a curated record
AAUGGCUGCAGUAAUAGUAUUGGUGUUAACUUCCUUAAAUUUACAGGGCGUAUCUGCCAGUCAGUGUUGCGUGUGGUAGAAGAACAAAUAAGAGCAUCAACACGAAGCACACAGCAAGUGCAGCAUCUGCUCAGCUGUCUCAGUUGUUCCACAAUGUCCUCACAUAUUUAUGCCAAACCAGAUUUGUCAAAAAAGGUGAGAUACACCAGAAAGGAGCGAGAAGGCGGAGAAGAAUGGGAAGAGAAAGUGAACAUCUAUGAGACUGCAGGUGAUGUUGUGGAUAAUCGGACUAAUUUUCAAGCACAGGAUGGAGCACCACAGACUCCAAAGCAUCCUACAGUCCAGAGAGGGCUUGUGGGAGGUGCCGUGCUGUGUUUGGUGAUGUUAGCUGGGAUCAUGACUCUGUCCAUAUACAUAUCUUUGAAAAUAGGUGAACUAAGCAACAGUAACAGUCAGCUGAAGGCCAAACUUGCAGAGAGCUGCUGUUCUGAUGGAUGGAUAAGAUUUGGACACAGCUGUUACUUUAUAUCUACUGAGAGGAAAACCUGGACAGAAAGCAGGAACUACUGUCAGGAAAGAGGAGCUGAUCUGGUGAUCAUAAACAGCAAAGAGGAACAGGAAUUUCUUAGCAAACUGAGUUCAUGGUUCUGGAUCGGUCUUGAAUGGACAGGACGUGGAUGGAAAUGGUUGGACGGAUCUCCACUGACAGAAACGUUCUGGGAAGUUGGAGGGCUGGACAGUAACAACACUUUUAACCAUGUGUACUGUAAUAAUCGGGGGAAAUGGGUAGCAAUAAAUUCAGGUAAUAUAGUGAUUUGGAUCUGUGAGAAAACAUCUUCCAUCAUUCUGUGAUAUAAGUGGGUGUGCAGUGAUUAAACUGUCAAAUGUGAUCCCAAAAAAUAUUACAAAAAGGUUUUCUUUGUUGUAAAUUUGUGUCACUCAUAAUCUACAUAUAUCGUCCCUCUGUAAUCUAAUAUAUAGACAGAGUAGUGAAGGUGGAAGUCAUCCAUACAACAACAACAACAUAUAAACUUUGUUCCACUCAUUUAUUGUAAAACAAGGAAAACUGCAGCCUCUCUUUACUUUGUUUACUUGCUUGAUUUAUGAUGUUUUUCUUGCUAAAUCUACAGUCAGUAUCAUCUUUAAUUUAUCUGGCACACAUGAAGGUAGCAGCUGAAGAUUUUAACAAGAAGAAAAAUCCUCAAUCUUAGUUGUUUUAAUCUGGAUUGUGUGAAUAACUGCAGACUGAUCAAUGAAGGAGAACUUUCC